Messenger RNA from Panicum virgatum (switchgrass), 570 nucleotides. RefSeq names its product dihydrolipoyllysine-residue acetyltransferase component of pyruvate dehydrogenase complex-like. NCBI's taxonomy places the organism in Eukaryota, Viridiplantae, Streptophyta, Magnoliopsida, Poales, Poaceae. The transcript is spliced from 2 exons. The coding region runs from base 1 to 570 and encodes 189 amino acids. The record is from RefSeq and is a predicted model, not a curated record.
AUGGCCGACGGAAAGCGACCCCGCGAUGAGGAGUCCAGCGCCGAGCCGCAUGGUCUACCGCGGGUGUGCCACGAGUACUUCCGGGGGAGGGUGCCGUCGUCGGGUCCCGGAGCGUGGAUCGCCGGGCGUGGCGGCGAUGGGCCAUCGGGCGGCCCUGGAGUCUCCGAGUCCUCUUUGUCCGGCGGGCCUCCGGCGAGGGGUGACAUCGGAGCGUCUGCUGCUGCUGCCGGCGGCUCGGCUUCGUCCUCCGUCGCGCCACCGGCGCCGGUCGUUGCUGCACCGUCGGUCGCACCCGCUGAAGCACCGGGCCUACCCGCUCCAGGCUUGCUCAUGCCGGGUUCACCUGCUGCGUCCGCCGCCUCCUCGGAGUCCGAUUCUGGGGAAGUCAACCCGGACAUAGUGGCUCUGCAGCGGGAGUGCGACCUGGCGCGCGGUCGCUUUUCGUUCACUGUGGCCAAAAUCGAGCACCUGCGGGACAGCCUGCAGGCUGUCGAGGUUGCCCAGGGCGCUGCCGAGGAAGAAGUGCGCGCGGCGAGGGACGCUGCAGCGGACGCUGUUGACGCUCUUUAG